Messenger RNA from Octopus sinensis (East Asian common octopus), 1323 nucleotides. Its product is annotated as RING finger protein 141. The record is from RefSeq and is a predicted model, not a curated record. Gene Ontology annotation, molecular function: ubiquitin-protein transferase activity. The transcript is spliced from 6 exons. Gene Ontology annotation, biological process: protein autoubiquitination. Bases 498 to 1199 code for a protein of 233 amino acids. NCBI's taxonomy places the organism in Eukaryota, Metazoa, Mollusca, Cephalopoda, Octopoda, Octopodidae.
UCAGGUCACAUUGGCGAGAAGCAAUAACAGAGGUCUCGGCUAUUAUUGUUGUGGGCUGAAGUAAACAGAACCUAGUUUUUUUCCCUUCUACGCUUAUGUCACCAUUUUGGCAUUAGGACUCUCAAGAAAUCUUCCAAUGUCACGUAUGCAUAUUGACUCUAGUUUUCACCCAGACGAAGCAUUAUAAAUAUACACCCGCAGGAACACACACGUAUACACAUAUAUAUACACACGUAUACACACAGAUAAUAAUAAUAACACCAACAUUAUUGGCCGAGUUUUUGGUUUUUUUGAAACAAGUGUUACGUCAGUGACCAAACACAGAACCAGAACACCAUUGCUGCUGUUUAGAGACCCAUUACCAUGUAAACCAAUCUUGCUGGUAUCCACGACCACCCCUGACUCCGAUUUCGUCUCCUAACUUUCACAUCGAAGGUGGCUGUCUCUGUCUUUUAUACACAAAAUGGGGUUACAGCACCUUACUAAUUGAUUACAAGAUGGGCCAGAAUCAGAGCAUUCCAGAAGCUGUCAGUUACCUUGGUAUUGUCCAAGGCAAAUUGACCAAGCAUCUUGAUAUUAUAAAGAAAACUGCUAUCCUUACUUAUGAAGAAUUUUUAGACUCUGUUAAUGAACUCAAUAGAACUACUGCUGGGUUUGCUGAUCGCAAAGGUAAACAGUUGCGUUUUUCUGUCUGCAUCGGAACCGACGACACACUCUUAUGGAAGGGCACAGUACGCAUUCGAUGUCAGAAGAUCAAUACUCGUACAAUGAAAGUUGAAUCUUCCCGUCUCCUGAACCUGAGGGAGUAUGUGUUGCUCUACAAGGAAAUCACGGAGCAAAUAGCCAGCAUGAACCUGAAUGACCAGAGUGGGGACUCUGCGUCAAGUGGGACAUGCUCAGCCUCCCUACUUUUUAAAGAGGUCGAACAGAUUGGGACUUCGUCCGAUAAAGAAGAUGAAGAAUGUUGCAUUUGCAUGGAAAGGAAGUCUGAAAUAAUCCUCCCUUGUAUGCAUUGCUUUUGUGAAAUUUGCAUUGACUCCUGGAAUAUUUUGCACAGAACUUGUCCAGUAUGUCGUGCCAAUGUCCAAGGCGCUGAUGACACAUGGGUUCUUACCGAAAAGCCAGACAGCACUGAAUAUGACUCUCAGUUAAAGGGUUAUCUAGUAGGACUGGCAGACACUGUGGGAGACCCACAAUAGCUCACUUCCAUGUUCAACUUUAAAAUCAUUAAUAUCUUUUUCCAAUUUAUUCCCUCCGUUUAGACAAAUCACCUGCGUUCCUGUUUCUUUUUUUAUUUUAUAUAAAAUUAUAUUUAUUCACAAA